Molecule: messenger RNA, 2775 nt
Organism: Triticum dicoccoides
Lineage: Eukaryota; Viridiplantae; Streptophyta; Magnoliopsida; Poales; Poaceae
Product: RNA polymerase II degradation factor 1-like
Exons: 2
Coding region: 73-2187 (704 amino acids)
Molecular function (GO): protein binding
Source: RefSeq, a predicted model, not a curated record
CCGCGGAAAUUCGGCCCCUCCCCCGGGAGAUCGAUCCAUCGAUCCCCCGUCCCAUCCCCUCCCCCCGUCCCCAUGGACUCGGCGCCGCCAGCCGCCGGCGCCGGCUACCCGGAGUCGACCGACUCGUCCCCGCGCAGCCGCGGCGGGGACUCGUGGGACGAGCCCUUCCCGUCCUCGGCCGCCGCGGCGGCCGCGGGCGGCGGGGGCGGGCGGCUGCGCCUCAUGUGCAGCUUCGGGGGCCGCAUCGUGCCGCGGCCCACGGACAAGUCCCUCUGCUACCUCGGCGGGGAGACCCGGAUCGUGGCCGUCGACCGCAACGCCUCCCUCGCCGACGUCCACGGCCGCCUCUCCCGCUCCCUCCUCGCCGGCCAGCCCUUCACGCUCAAGUACCAGCUCCCCAACGAGGACCUCGACUCGCUCAUCUCCGUCUCCACCGACGAGGACCUCGACAACCUCGUCGACGAGUACGACCGCGUCGCCGCCACCUCCUCCUCCGGCGGCGCCUCCUCCCGCACCUCCCGGAUCCGCCUCUUCCUCUUCCCCGCCAAGCCCGAGUCCUCCUCCUCCCUCGGCUCCCUCCUCGACGACUCAUCCAAGUCCGAGAACUGGUUCGUCGACGCGCUCAACAGCGCCAUCUCCGGCUCCUUCGACGGCAUCCCGCGCGGGAUCUCCACCGACUCCGCCUCCGUCAACUGCCUCCUCGGCCUCGAGGACGACAACGCCUCGCAGCACUCCCGCAGCGGGGUGCCCAACUCCGGCCCGGCCGAGGACCAGCGGGUCAACCAGCAGAAGCUCGCCGCCGCGGCCGCCGCCGCGAGGCACCAGCACGACGUGCAGUCCGUGCCCGACUCGCCGAUGCUGGACAAGAACUCCUCCUUCGGCUCCACCUCCUCGGCGCCGUCCCUGUCGAAUCUGCCGCCGAUUCGGGUCCGGCCCGAGGACCGGCAGCCUGUGGCGCCGCCGGUCUCUGUAGAGGAUCACUUUGCCCAGAUGGGGAUCUCGGAGCAGCAGGGCCUGCCUCCACCGGUGAUGGGAUAUAUGCAACCGCCGCCGCAGGUGCCGAUCCCCGCCAUGGCGAUGCAAGCGGCCAGCAGCAUCUCGCCAUCGGAGCCGCCCAGCAGGGCCUUCUCUGAUGAUGACAGGUCCGAUCACGGGGGUCGGAUGCAGCAGCCACCAAAGCAGGAGGUUCCACCUACCGCCGACCCCAACAACAGGGCCAUGUUCUACAAUGAUAUGUCGCCUCGGAAUGAGAUGAAGCGAGACAUGCCGGUGGGAACUGAUGCCGCCAGCUAUCGCGCUCCAGCGCCAGCUCCGGAUGCUGCCGCAUCGGCAGCCGCUGCACAGCCACCGCCUGGUUAUGUCUAUGCGCAGAUGCAGCCACAACAGCAGUUACAGCAGCCACCUCAGCAGCAAUUACAGCAGCAGCAGCAAUUACAGCAGCAGCAGCAGUUACAACAGCAAGCUCAGCAGCAAUUGCCACAACAAAUACAGCAGCAGCCACAGCAGCAAUUGCCGCCGCAAUUACAGCAGCAAGCACAGCAGCAGCCUCCGCAGCCGCAGCAAGCACACCAGCCAGCUCCACAGCAAUAUGUCACCGCUGGAAAUCAGCAUUUCAUUCACAACCCAGCCACGGGCACAUUCAUUCCAAUCCAAUCUUAUUACCAACAGACUGUCCCUCAGCAAGCGCCGCAGCAACAGCAGUCGCCUGCAUUUGACCCAAAUACUGGCAUGUAUUACAUCCCUAUGCAGCGUCCAAAUGCACCUCAGCAGUAUACCAUUCCUGCUGGUGCGGUAGCCCCUAUGGCUGCUCCGACACUUGUUGACAGCGUACCGAAGCCAACCGUGCCGAUUCCUCAGCAAUAUAUGAAGCCUGAAUUGCAGCAACCUGGCAUGUACCGAACCGCGGCACCUGCUGCCGCUGCUCCAGGGCCUAACACGACCCCUAAUUAUGCUGGAAUGGGGUACCACCAUGUAAUGCAAUCCCACCACCAUCCUGCAUCGCAGCCUCCGCCGACCAUGGCGGGAAACUAUGGGUACCCCGAGUAUGCUGCUGAUCCCCGCGCACAGGUCUUCUACUCCCAGGCAGGAGCACCACCAGCAUCAUUGCCACCUCAGUAUCAGCAGCCCAUGGGAGCACCUGAUGCCGGCGGUCAGGCUGACAUGAAUCAGAACCGUGGUGGUUCAUAGCGAAGGAUUGGUGAAUUCUGUUAUGCUGCGUAUCCUAGAGGUAAUCCUGCUGUUACUUAUCAUUAUUGUUAUUACAAGUUGCGCAAGUCGAUGGCAAACAUUGGAUAUUGUGAUUGGUCAGCUGUGCAUUCGGGAUCAAAUCAAGCAUGCAUCUGGACUUGUGAUUAGGGGUGGGGGUCCAAAAUAAGAUCAAACCGGUACUAUGUUCGUCCCUGUGUUGCCGAGCCUGAGGGGGAGUUUCUGAUUUGGUCCUGGAGAGUCCAUUUGCCGAUGUUGCAGCAAGCUGGGGGUGGAAGGAAGGCCUGUGAAUGAAGUGUUGGAUUACAGUUCCAAUUGCUUGUCUUAAUUUUUGAAUAAAUAUAUAGUUGUCUAAAAAGCUCAGUAAAAACUUCCGAAUCGAGAACUCAUCAUUUGUGUAGCCCCUCUGUAUAUUUAAAACUCAUGGAUGGUACCGAGGUUGAAAUGUCAGAUAUGUGUUUAUUAUUUAGCUUGCCUUGUAGAAACUUGAUCCCGAGUUAAAUAUCAUCAUACACCCUUUGUCCCAUAUUUUUGUACCAUUAUUGAUAUUGAUGUCGAUACAUUUUCUUC